AUGCCUGCGCCGCGUACUGUUGAUCCUGAGCCAUUGAUUCUGGUUGAAUUCUUUGCUCCUUGGUGUGGUCAUUGUCAAGCAUUGAAACCUCAUUAUGAAGCUGCCGCAACUGAGCUUAAAUCAGAGAACAUCAAGUUGGCCAAGGUAGACUGUACCGUGGAAGAAGAUUUGUGCUCUGAACAAGAUGUUCGUGGUUACCCCACUUUGAAGGUGUUCCGUAAUGGUGUCGCAAAGGAAUACGGAGGUCCACGUAAAACAGAAGGUAUUAUCAGUUACAUGAAGAAGCAAGCCCUACCAGCCGUUUCAACAGUUACCGUUGACAGCUUGGCUGAUUUCAAGGCAAAGGACAAGGUUGUCAUCGUUUCUUUCCUUGCCGAUUCCGACAAGAAGGAUCUCGAGGCCUUCACCAAGGUGGCUGAGAAGCAUCGCGAUUCAUACUUGUUCGGACAUGCAAGCGCAGCCGAUGCAGCUAAAGCAGCUGGCGUUGAUGCACCCGCUGUCAUCGUUUACCGAAGCUUCGACGAACCUGAAGUGAAGUACACCGGCAAGAUCUCUGACUCGGAAGCUUUGGAGAAGUUCAUUAAACAAGAAAGUGUUCCAUUGAUCGACGAAGUCGGUCCCGACAACUUCAUGACUUACGCAGAAGCCGGCCUUCCUCUUGCAUACUACUUCACUGAUCCAGAAUACAAGGACAAGGAUGCUGAUAUCGAAAAGCUCAAAUCCAUCGCAAAGGAACACCGCGGCAAAUUGAACUUUGUCUGGAUUGAUGCUAUCAAAUUCGUCAACCAUGCCAAGGGUCUUAACCUCGACGGAGAAAACUGGCCAGCAUUUGCCAUUCAAGAUUUGCAAGCUUCUACAAAGUACCCAUUGCAAGACUUGGGCAAUGACGCUGAGAAAAGCGUUGGUGAUUUCGUGAGCCAGUUCGCAAAGGGCACUUUGAAGCCUUCCAUUAAAUCGCAACCUGUUCCCGAACAAGAUGGUCCCGUCUUUGUUUUGGUCGCCGACGAAUUCGACAAGGUGGUGUUGGAUGACAAGAAAGAUAUCUUUGUUGAAUUCUACGCUCCUUGGUGCGGACACUGCAAGAAAUUGGCACCUAUUUGGGAUAGCUUGGGUGAGGCUUACUCUUCUCACAAGGACAAAGUUGUGAUUGCAAAGAUGGACGCAACAGAAAACGACAUUCCUCCAAGCGGCGGCUUCUCCGUGGGAAGUUUCCCAACGAUCAAAUUCAAGAAAGCAGGAACCAAAGAAUUCAUCGAUUACGAAGGUGAACGUACUUUGGACGCAUUUGUUGAAUUCGUCGCUGAACACGGCAAGAACAAGGUCAAGGUUGAAUUGCCACCUGUGAACGAAACCACAGAGGAAGCCGCUGCUGAAAAGAAGGAAGAGCACGCUCCAAAGCACGAAGAAUUGUGAAAAAAGUUCUUUCCCUACUCACAUAUGUAUCAGAGAAUUCAAAACUUGCGUCUUUGCAUUCCGCUGUGUUCUUCUGCCCCUACUUUUUUGCCAUCUAUCAUCCUAGCACCUUCCU
This is a messenger RNA of Meira miltonrushii, 1528 nucleotides long. Its product is annotated as protein disulfide isomerase. The transcript has 2 exons. The record is from RefSeq and is a predicted model, not a curated record. Bases 1 to 1413 code for a protein of 470 amino acids. Gene Ontology annotation, cellular component: endoplasmic reticulum. Lineage: Eukaryota; Fungi; Basidiomycota; Exobasidiomycetes; Exobasidiales; Brachybasidiaceae. Gene Ontology annotation, biological process: protein folding; response to endoplasmic reticulum stress. Gene Ontology annotation, molecular function: protein disulfide isomerase activity.